UCUUGAUCAAUCCAUGUUGACCAUCCUAUCCUAAAAUAGCAGUAGUACCUAAAUUUAAGGCAUGAGUUUGCAUGCCUGUUUUUUUCGAGGUAUGAAUUUAAGGUACCCUCUCCUUUGUCAUUGUUGAUACUGGUAGAAAAUGCUGCAUAGCUUCAAUCAUUAAAAUCGGAAUCGGUGUAAUCAUACACCCGAUAGAAGUUCACUCGGCGUUCACUCAGUGUAUGCAACAAUGGAAACACUUCGUGGACCUCAGCUUACAAUGAACGAUGGUGCUACACUGGUGACAGAGGUGGUAUCGGAUGAUGAUUCGCAUCUUUGCCUCUAUAUAUUAUUGCAGGACAUGAUUAAAAUUGGUGACAUGGUUGUUGGGUUUGACAUCGAGUGGGGCUUCAAAGGGACUUCUGCUAGCAGAUCAGGAAGCACUUCUGGCAGAAACACCGAGAAUCAUUCUCAGUCUGACAAGUCAGAGCACCUUCCUAGGAGAGUAGAACAUCACAUUGCUGUGUUGACUUUCUGCACCAAACUUGGCUGCGUCCUAAUAAGGCUCUCUCCUAAUCAUAUCUCGCCAUCUCUAAAACGCUUUCUCUCGAUUAAGGACAUUAUGUUUGUAGGAGUUCAUAUCAAGGAAGAUCUUCAAAGGCUAAGAUGUGUUGACGGUCUGGUGGUUCGGAAUGCGGUGGAGUUGAGUGAACUGGCUGCUAAAAUAUAUGACCAACCUCGAUUCGCUGCUUAUAGUGCAAGGGAAUUGGCUUACAGAAUAGCUUCACUAAAAGCUGACUCAAAACCUCUCAAUGUUUUAUGGUCAAAUUGGUUUGAUCAUACUCUUUGCCCUGAACAGAUUGAGUCUGCAACCAUUGAUGCUUAUGCAACGUACAAGAUUGGCAAAAAGCUUAUGGAAAGCGGCAGUAGCAGUGUCAAGAGGCUGUUCUCAUAACCUGUACACUUAUGUCCAAUUUCAGCCUUGAGGAAUUGUCGUGUCUGUCUAUUCAAUAAUCCAUGUCAGAGUGAAAAAUGAUUGUGUUCUGUUGUUGUCGUUGUCGUCCUCUGAGUUCACUGUUAGCCGAUGGUGUUCCUGGUAUUUCAGAGCCUUGCAUUUCUUUUGUUUUUCA
Messenger RNA from Populus trichocarpa (black cottonwood), 1109 nucleotides. RefSeq names its product protein RISC-INTERACTING CLEARING 3'-5' EXORIBONUCLEASE 2. The transcript has 2 exons. Bases 230 to 934 code for a protein of 234 amino acids. Gene Ontology annotation, cellular component: cytoplasm; nucleus. Lineage: Eukaryota; Viridiplantae; Streptophyta; Magnoliopsida; Malpighiales; Salicaceae. The record is from RefSeq and is a predicted model, not a curated record. Gene Ontology annotation, molecular function: 3'-5' exonuclease activity; nucleic acid binding. Gene Ontology annotation, biological process: nucleobase-containing compound metabolic process.